Closterium sp. Yama58-4 is the source of this 7173-nucleotide messenger RNA. The record is from the annotation of a GenBank genome assembly. Lineage: Eukaryota; Viridiplantae; Streptophyta; Zygnematophyceae; Desmidiales; Closteriaceae.
AUGGAUACCGUAAUGGAAUUCGCCGACUCGCGGCAUCUACGGGGUUCGCUCGCAGUUCUCGUCGCAUCGUCGCUCGCACUGCUCCUCUAUCGCGUAGUCUGGCUUCCGUAUCGCCUCGUCGUCGCAUGCAAACGACAAAACAUUCCGUUCCUGCCGUUCCGGCCUCUCAUUGGCCAGAUUCCCGAGUUACAGUCGCAGUGGCAAGUCAAGGACCCCAUUUCGCCUGCCACGUCAGCACCGCUCGGCCCGGAAACGGUCACUCCAUUGCUAUGCGACUGGAUUUCCCGGUUCGGAACGGUGUUCGGAUUCGCUGCUGGCCCGCAACCCGCGCUGGUGCUUGCGGAUCCAGAUCUUGUGCAGCAGGUGCUCAUCGGACGGUCAGGAUGCUUCCACAAGAUGCCGGCCGUGCAACGCGCGCUGAGCUUCGUGGGAGACGGCUUGCCGUUUGUUGACGGAGAGGAGUGGCUGCGGCAGCGCAAGGUCGCCAAUCCUUCGUUCAGCCAUGGCGCCAUCAAGGUACUGGCGAUUCAGCCGUCAAUUUCGGAGAAUGCACGCGCCGCGCAUCGUCGACUCAAUAUUCAGAAGUCUUUCGAGCACGCUUCAGCGCUCUCCCUGUUUUACGACUUCAUUCUCCCCGUAUCCCAUUUUUCUUUCCCCUUCCUCCCCCUCCCCCCCUCCCUUCCGCAGCACGCACUUUCCGUGAUGAACCGCCAGGCGCGCAAGGGCGUUGCGCGGCUGCUGCAGCGAAUCGCACAAGAAGGGCAGAAGGCGGAAGAGCGCACGUCGCAAGGGGGGCGCGAGGUGGAGAUUCAGGAAGUGCUGUUCGCGGUCACUCUUGACGUCAUCGGCUUCAAACCCUUGCUCCUAUCCCCCCUCAACCCCUCUCUUCCGCGCGUCCCUCUCCCGCCCUUAAACCCGCUCAGACUCCUCCCGACGCCUGAGAACCGCACGCUGUGGGCGGUGGAGCAGCGGUUCCGGCAGCUGUUUGGGGAGCUGAUCGCGCGCAGGGCGCAGGGGGGCGCGCGGGAGGGCAUGGGGAGCGCGCAGGGGCACCUGGGGAAGGACAUUCUGGCAGCGCUGCUGGUGGCGGAGAUGAGGCGCGAGGAGGAGACCCGCGCUGCUGCUGCUGCUGCUGAUGGCAGUGGUGGUGCUACUGCUGGUGCUAGUGCUGGUGGUGCUGUGUUGUCUGCUGCUUUGGUGAACAGAGUCGUGAACCAGUGUGCUACACUCAUCAUGGCUGGCCACGAGUCAGUGGCGGUGCUGGUGAUGUGGAGCAUGUACCUGCUGGCCCGCCACCCGCACUGGCAGCACCGGCUCCGAUCCGAGGUGGUGCACGUGGUGGGGGUUGGAGGAGGAAUGGAAGCGAGGGAGGCGGGGAUAGUUAAGAUGAACGAGGAGGCUGAGAAGGAUGACGAGACUGUGCAGGAUGAUGGAGCAGAGAGCAGCAGUAGCAGCAGUAGCAGCGACAGCGGUGACAGCAGUAGUGGUGGCGGCGGCAGUGACGAUGGCACGGACAGUGACAGUGAGAGUGACGCCAGUAGCAGCGACAGCACAGCCAGGGCGAGACAUAGUUCCCAUCAAGACUGCAAGGUUAUGGCAGCCGAGACGCAAGCAGCGGAGGCACGAGAAGCAGACACUAGAGCAACAGAUGCAAGCAGGGCGGAGAUCACAUGGGAGCAGGCGGGGCAGCUGAAGGACAUGCACAUGGUGCUGCUGGAAACACUCCGCCUCUUCCCCCCGGUGCCUGUCGUAACACGCACGAGCAAGCAGGACGUGCGCAUCGGCCCCUACGUCAUUCCCAAGGGCGUCGACCUGUUUCUGCCUGUCGGGUGCUUGCACGCUGACGAGCGGUAUUGGGGGCCCGAUGCGCGUGAAUUCAAGCCCGAGAGGUUCCAAGACGGACAGCAAGCAGCCUGCUCACACCCGCAGGCCUUCAUCCCUUUCUCCAGUGGUCCACGAGAUUGUGUUGGAGCCAUAGCUGUAGACUCCGCUUCCGCCUCCCGCAAGAGCGCGCUUGCGGAGCUCGCUGCGCACCGCGCCAGCCGCCAGUCCGGUUCCGCUCCGCCUCCUGUCGUCGGCGACGAUGUCGGCGACCAGGGCGACCAGGCUGUGCGACGCAAGCGACGGAUCGACACGUUCGAGCUGAAGGAGGAGGAUCGCCUGUACGACGUCGUCGACGAGUCGGAGUACCAAAAAAUCGUCGCACAGCGUCGCGCAGCGGGCGAGAACUUCGUCGUGGACGACAACGGGCUGGGGUAUGCGGACACGGGGCUGGAGGACUCGGCCAAACCGGAUUCCGCCGAGGCAGGCCAGGCGCCGAAGCUGCAUGCUAGGCUCGGGGCGCUGGCUCAGGAGGAGAACGCGUCUGCGGCUUGGACGGCUGUAGCAGGGCAAACGGCUGUAGCGGGAAGUGCGGCUGUCGCAGGGUCAGAUGCGCCAGUGAACGUGGAGGGGCUUCCCCUGGACGCGGAUGGGAAGCUUCCGUUCUUCUUCCUAGACGCGGUGGAGGAGUCUUAUGGCGCGCUUCAGGGCACGGUGUUCCUGUUUGGCAAGGUGCCUGUAAAGCAAGCCACCGGCACCAGCAACCCCAGCAGCAGCGGGGCGUACGUGAGCUGCUGCGUGGGCGUGCAGGGCAUGCAGCGGUGCGUGUUCGCCGUGCCUCGCGAGGGGCUGUUUGAAGACCCUCAGCUGGCCGUGCUGGAGGCGGAGGAGCAGCAGGCUAGAGAGGAGGACGCGGGGAAAGGGAAGGGCAAGGGCGGUGGGGCCAAGGGUGGCGGGAGCAGUGGUGGGAAGGGCGAGGAGGAGUCGGAGAGAGUGAAGGCUGCCCGACUUAAGAAGAUGCGCAAGCUGCAUGUAAGUUGCGUGAGAGGGGUGCGUGGGAUUGAGAUCCGGGAAGGGCGCUCACGGACAAGCCCUUAUAGCUCGUCCUCCCUCUCUUUCCCACCUCCCCAUCCGCCCCACUCCCCACUUCCCCGUCUCCCCCAUCGCAUCACUUCCCCAUGCCCCCCACAUCUCCACAUUCCCACUUCCGCACUUCCCCACCUCCCAACCCCCUGGUUACCACAGGAGCUGGCUACGCCUCUUAAGGAGGAGAUUCGCCAGCGACUCAUGGAGCGCCACGUGUCCUCCUUCUGCAUGAUGCCUGUCAAGCGUUCAUACGCGUUUGAGAGGAAGGACAUUCCACGAGGCGAGCAGUAUGUGCUCAAGAUCACAUACCCUUACUCGGAUUCCCCUCUGCCUUCCGACCUCACAGGCACGCACUUCAGUGCUCUGCUAGGCACUCACACCAGGGUGGAGGUAUCAGUGGCGUCACCCAAGCUGGUGGCGCCAGCAGCAGCAGAGAGCGACCCUCCGCCCCUGGUGGUGGCGUCUCUGAACGUGAAAACAGUGGUGAACCAUAACAAGAACGUCAACGAGGUCGCUGCUGUCUCUGUGGUCUUCUGCCGCAACGCCAAGGUUAGUUGUGCGGUGCUGUGUGGUGCCAUGCGCGCGAAGACGGUGGUGAGUUACGGCAAGAAUGCGAACGAGUUCGUUGCUGUCUCCAUGGUCUUCUGCCGCAAUGCCAAGGUGAGCCGGUACGAGAGGGAGCUGCUGAGCUAUCUGCUAGCGCGAAUGGGGCGGCUGGAUGCUGACGUCAUCAUAGGCCACGGGCUGGCGGCGUUUGACCUCACUGUGCUGCUGCAGCGCAUGCAGGUGGGCGCUCAGCGCACCCAGAUGCCAAAGCUAGGGGGCGGCCCGGGUAGCAGCUGGGGCGGUGGAGGGGCGGCGCCGGGCCUGCUGUCAGCUGUGGCCGGGCGGCUGCUGAUCGACACGAGCGUUUCGUCCCGAGAGAUACUGCCGAAGGAAGUGAGCCACUCGCUGUCGGCGCUGGCGGCGAGUCAGCUGGGGCAGACGAGGAGGGAGGUGGCUGCGGCUGAGGUGCCAGGCAUGUAUGGCAGCAGCGAAUCUCUCAUGAAGCUGGUAAGUUCCGCGGACAGAGGUGGUGUUUACUUGACACGGAGGGAGGUGGCUGCUGCUGAGUUGCCGGGCAUGUAUGACAGCAGCGAAUCCCUCAUGAAGCUGGAUAGCCCUCAGCUGGGGCACACGCGGAGGGAGGUGGCUGCUGCUGAGGUGCCGGGCAUGUAUGGCAGCAGCGAAUCUCUCAUGAAGCUGGUGAGUGGCGACAGAGGUGGCGUUUACUUGCUGGGGCACACGCAGAGGGAGGUGGCUGCGGCUGAGGUGCCGGGCAUGUAUGGCAGCAGCGAGAGCCUCAUGAAGCUGACAGACGCGUGGCUGGCCCUCUCGCUCAUGUUUCAACUCUCCGUGCUGCCACUGCUACUCUUGCUCUCCCUCGUUCCCCUCUUUGCCCCUCACUCCCCUCUCCCCCCCUUUACACCCUCCCUCUCUCCGUCUUUGCAGGUGGGGUUGGUGGAGACAGACGCAUGGCUGGCCCUCUCCCUCAUGUUCCACCUCUCCGUGCUGCCACUCUCGCGCCAGCUCACCAACCUCAGUGGCAACCUCUGGAAUCGCACCCUACAGGGAUCCCGGGCCCAGCGAAUCGAGUACCUCCUGCUGCACGAAUUCCACCGCCGGAAGUUUAUGCUGCCCGACAAGCUGACCUCAAAAGAAAAAGAGGCUGCAGCCUCAUCCGCAGCCACUGCUGCCACAGCCUCGGGCAAGAAAAAGAAGCGCAAAGGAGCGGGAGGGAGCGGCGGGGAGAAGCAAGAAAAGGCAGCAGGAGGAGGAGGAGCAGGAGAGGAUACCACGGCCAUACGGGGGUUGGAAGGGGGAGAGGAAGAAGAGGGGGAAGAUGAAGAUGCUCCUGAGGGCACCGAGGGAGUAGCGGGAGGAGCGAGGGGAAAGAAGGGAGGUGGGGGAGGCGGAGGAGGGGGUGGUGAGGGGGGGAAGAAGAAGGGGCCGGGGUACGCGGGGGGGUUGGUGCUGGAGCCAAAGCGAGGGCUGUAUGAUAAGAUAGUGGCACUGCUGGAUUUCAACAGCCUGUAUCCGUCCAUCAUCCGCGAGUACAACAUCUGCUUCACCACUGUGGCUUGCCCGGACGACCCUGCUUCGCUGCCCCAGCUGCCCGACCCCGACCCCCCUGGGGUGCUGCCAGAGGUGCUGGGCAUGUUGGUGCAGAGGAGGCGGCAGGUGAAGGAUAUGCUCAAGAGGGAGAGCGACCCGGAUGAGCGGCAGCGCCUGGACAUCCGCCAACAAGCGCUCAAGCUCACUGCCAACAGGGUGCUGUCACAGGCGCUCAAGCCAACUGCCAACAGUUCAGAUGUGGUUGCACAUCAUGAUGCCGCCACCCCCCCUGUACCUCUCCUUCCCUGCUUUCCUGCCUCUCUCCCCCCUCUCACUGCCAUUCCUUUUCUACAGGGUCAUGACAUCCUGCAGAGCACAGUGGAUCUGGUGCAGAACAACCUGAACCUGGAGGGUCGUGACAUCCUGCAGAGCACAGUGGAUCUGGUGCAGAACAAUCUCAACCUAGAGGUGAUAUACGGCGACACGGUCUCCCUCAUGAUCAACACCGCCCUCACCUGCCCUCGGCCCCUCCUUUCCUGUCUGCCCUUCCACUGCCUCCCUAUCAUGCAGGGUCGGGACAUCCUUCAGAGCACGGUGGAUCUGGUACAGAACAACCUUAAUUUAGAAGUGAUUUAUGGUGACACGGAUUCCAUCAUGAUCAACACUGGGCUUGACGACCCCAGCCACGCCAUUGCCAUCGCCCACCGCGUGAAGAAAGAGGUCAACAAGCGGUAUAAACUCUUGGAAAUAGAGAUGGACGGGCUGUUCCGCAGCAUGCUGCUGCUCAACAAGAAGAAGUACGCCUCUGUCAAGCUGGUUCUGGGGCCCAGCGAGCCCCCUAAGGUGCUGCGAGAGGUGCCCGAGCACAAGGGGCUGGACAUUGUUCGGCGCGACUGGAGCGUGCUGUCCAAGGAGAUCGGCGCCUUCUGCCUCAACCAGAUUCUCUCCGGCAGGUACCCCCCCAAGGUGCUGCGCGAGGUGCCCGAGCACAAGGGGCUGAACAUCGUGCGGCGCGACUGGAGUGUCCUGUCCAAGGAGAUCGGCGCCUUCUGCCUCAACCAGAUUCUCUCUGGCAGCCCGUCGAGGACGACUUUUGAGGCGCCUCAAAAGUCGUCCGGGCCGCAGGAGGUGCUGUGUUUUCUCUGUGCCCUAAUUAGGCAGCCCCUCGAGGUGCUGCGAGAGGUGGCUGAGCACAAGCUGGCUGCCAGGCUACGAGCAGGGGAGGUGGACCUAACAUCGUUUGUCAUCACCAAGACACUCACCAAGCCGCCUGCCGACUACCCGGACGCCAGCUCGCAGCCGCACGUGCAGGUGGCACUGCGGAGGAAGAAAGAGGGGCGCACGGAGGGGUGCAAUGCUGGGGACGCCAUUCCCUACGUUAUUGCUGUGCCACGGCCACACGUGCAGGUGGCGCUGCGGAGGAAGGAGGGGCGGACGGAGGGGUGCAAUGCGGGAGACUCCAUUCCAUACGUCAUUGCCGUGCCAAGGGUAGGUGCGGUGGCGGUGCUGUCACACCAGGUGGGUUGCGGUGCUGUCACACCAGGUGGGUUGCGGUGCUGUCACACCAGGUGGGUUGCGGUGCUGUCACACCAGGUGGGUUGCGGUGCUGUCACACCAGGUGGGUUGCGGUGCUGUCACACCAGGUGGGUUGCGGUGCUGUCACACCAGGUGGGUUGCGGUGCUGUCACACCAGGUGGGUUGCGGUGCUGUCACACCAGGUGGGUUGCGGUGCUGUCACACCAGGUGGGUUGCGGUGCUGUCACACCAGGUGGGUUGCGGUGCUGUCACACCAGGUGGGUUGCGGUGCUGUCACACCAGGUGGGUUGCGGUGCUGUCACACCAGGUGGGUUGCGGUGCUGUCACACCAGGUGGGUUGCGGUGCUGUCACACCAGGUGGGUUGCGGUGCUGUCACACCAGGUGGGUUGCGGUGCUGUCACACCAGGUGGGUUGCGGUGCUGUCACACCAGGUGGGUUGCGGUGCUGUCACACCAGGUGGGUUGCGGUGCUGUCACACCAGGUGGGUUGCGGUGCGGUCACAGCAAGUGCACUGGUGUGCUGUCAGACUCAAUGCCGAGUUCAAGGUGAAGAGGCAGGCGGAGGUGUUUAUAUCGCAGUAUUACGAUGCAUGGAUGCAGGUAGGCCAUGCUAUGCUACGCUAUGCGGUAGAUUGA